Cetraspora pellucida is the source of this 215-nucleotide messenger RNA. Lineage: Eukaryota; Fungi; Glomeromycota; Glomeromycetes; Diversisporales; Gigasporaceae. The record is from the annotation of a GenBank genome assembly.
AUGCUUAAAAAGUGGAAUGAAACAAAGAACCUCAAUAACAAACCAAAAUCAGGCUAUAAGCGCAUUACAAGCAAAAGACAGGAUGAAAAAAUAAGGAAUAUGGCUGAAAAAAAUUUUGAAAUAACAGCCGCUGAAAUAAAGUUGAAAAUGGAAAAAUGUAAUGUCAAAGUGAACAAGAAUACAAUCCGGUAUCAUUUGCAUGAAGGGGGUGCUCG